AUAAUGAUAAUAAAGUACAAUUAGGGCAGGUUUCACGCUACUAAACUCACUCACCUCGCAAUUCUCACCCAAUCUGCCAUCGGUAUUCACCAGCCACCACCAGUCGACCACCGCCGGCCGUUGCUCGUCGCCGGCCGUUGCUCGUUUCCGCCGCCGCUGCUCGUAGCCGGCCGCUCACAAGUUGGCCGCUCACUGUAGACGUCAUCAUCAAUAGGAAUUGGAACACCUUGGCGAAAUUUCUGAAUUCGCCACUGCCUCAAAUACCUCUGAAUCCAAUUCGACGAAUGUUUAGCAUCGAAACGUGAUAAUAUUUCGUCGAAACUAUAAUAUUGGCGGAUCGUUUUGUCUUCCUUUGAGCUGUCGCCAUUGUUUAAUUCUGAAGUGGAUGGCGGAGGUUUUACAGGCGAAAGAUGCGGAUGAAUGGGCUUAUAGAGGAGAAGGAGCUGUGAACUUGGUUCUUUCCUAUUGUGGAACCUCUCCUAAAUUUGUUGGGAAGGUGUUACGGAUACAAAAAGUUUCAAAUAAAGUAUCUAAAUAUGAGAAUGGUCAUUCAGCUCUAACCAAGGAUGAACGAGUCUUGUGGGGACAAUUUGAAGGCAUUGUUGCUGCCCGGACAAGGGAAAUUGCAGAGCAACUGUAUGUGCAAAAAGUAAUGUGCCCAUUGUUGGGUUCUGAACAUGUUGAUGCAGGUAUUCGCAUUCUUGUGUCAAGAGAGUUUUUAAAGGCAGUUGAAAACAAAGUUCUUCUUCAGCGUCCUACGUUGCGUGUUGAUGCUGCCAAAGUCAACCCCCUGUGUGAUUCAGUUCUUGUCAUUGCUGAUCAUUCAAUAUUUCCUUCUGUUAGAGGUAUUCUGAAAGAGGACUUUUGUCUGUCGGUUGAGAUAAAGCCCAAAGGUGGAUUUCUUCCUACUUCAGACUUUAUAGAUGAAGAAAAUGCAGUCAAAAAGAGAAUUACUCGCUUUAAAAUGCACCAAGCUCUGAAAUUGCAUGAUGGAGUGAUAUCAAAAAUAAGUAAAUAUGACCCACUGGAUUUGUUUUCCGGAUCCAAGGAUGGAGUACAAAAUGCAAUUAAGUGUCUGUUUCUUACACCCCAGAAUAACUUCCGAGUUUUCUUAAACGGUUCGCUUAUUUUUGGAGGCAUGGACGGUGGUGCGGCAGAGUGUGUGAGUUAUACGGUCGAUCAAGCAUUCCAAGACGGAAUUAAACGUGUUAUUGUGGCAAAAGAUGGGAUGCACUCAAAAUAUUUUCUGGAACUCGUUACUGAAACUGUUAUGAAGUCCGGUUUGUUGAAUCAGCUUCUUGAAGUACAGAAGCUUGAUUCUAUAGAUAUUGAAGGGGCCAUCCAUGCCUAUUACGACUUUGUUUCUCUCCCUUGUAUGGUCUGUCGUAAAAAAGGUGAAAACAAAUUUUCGGGAAGAUAUUCAUCAAUACAUUCAAUGUCAAAGGAUGAAAAAUUAAAACUUGUGAGGAAUUACUUGAUAUCUGCCACCGGAAAGGACCUAAGUAUGAUGAUUAGUUUUAGGCCCAGAAAAAGUAUGGAUGUGGAGUCUCCGCAUAGGUCUGUACUCCUGAAAGAAAUCAAUCAAACUUUUGAUUACAAGGCAUCUUUCAUUGACCUGGAUAUGAAACCACUGAAGAAAAUGGAGUAUUACUACGAGUUAGAUCAGCAGAUAGUUAGCUGCUAUGUCCAGAUGGUAAAAGACGAUGAAGCAAUUCAAAAUGGUGUGGUGGGCAUCGACGGUUCUUUAAACUCUUACAUAGCCAAGUGGAAAUAAAUUCUCAAAUGGAAGGUUAAUUGAGGAGCUCAAUGAAAGAGGCAUGCCGGCUUUUUUAAUCCUAUGAAGACAGCGAUGUAUCUAUUAGUUUGGUGCCGUUUGUUUCCAACCCAUACGAGCAAUGAUUUUUUUAUAAAGCUAGAUUUUUUGGACUUAGUGUUGCUGGAAAUGGUAUGCUGGGAGAUGGAUUAGAUUACCGUUCAUCCAUCAACUCUAGGAGAUUUAGGACAAAAAGUUAGUUGAAUCAGCGACAAGUUAGUUGUCUAUGGUUUUAUGUAGUUUGUAUCAGUAUCUAUCUAUCUAUCUUGUAUACUCUCCGCCUUUUUCUUAAUAAAAUGUAAAUUUUCGCACUUGUAAUUUUCUGUACAUUUAGCUGUACUGGCUACGAAUUUUGUUCAUGUGUAUCUGGUGGAGAUUUAUUGACAUAAGGACGGCAUUUUAGCAGCCGAGUUUACGAGUGUAUCUUGUGCUUGAAAAUUUCGACGAGCCUGCUUGUUUUCAUCCCAGCUUCGAAGUUUCUUUGAGUUCGGCUGAUAGAAUCUCAUCCCGUUUCCAGGUGGAAUCCUUCAACAACUUAGUGGCUCUACCGGGUGUGCUAAUCCGCUCGAUAGGAAAUUCUUCGGGAAGGGUUCUAGACGAAGAAGAAGAGGUCCCGUAUGUAGUAAGAUUGAUUAUCGUUAAACUAUUUUUAGUAUAUCGGUUUGUUUAUGAGUUGAACUUAGGUUGGGGUUUGACAAUUUUGGAUAUGGAGUUAUUGGUUUGAAGGUUUCUGCACU
Erythranthe guttata (spotted monkey flower) is the source of this 2550-nucleotide messenger RNA. Its product is annotated as inositol-pentakisphosphate 2-kinase. Gene Ontology annotation, cellular component: nucleus. NCBI's taxonomy places the organism in Eukaryota, Viridiplantae, Streptophyta, Magnoliopsida, Lamiales, Phrymaceae. The record is from RefSeq and is a predicted model, not a curated record. Gene Ontology annotation, molecular function: ATP binding; inositol-1,3,4,5,6-pentakisphosphate 2-kinase activity. Gene Ontology annotation, biological process: inositol phosphate biosynthetic process.